AUGCAAGGCGCCGUGCUGGUCGCCAUCGCGGCGGCCAUCGGCAACCUGCUGCAGGGUUGGGACAACGCCACCAUCGCCGGCGCCGUCCUCUACAUCAAGCGCGAGUUCCACCUCGAGACGCAGCCCGCCCUCGAGGGCCUCGUCGUCGCCACCUCCCUCAUCGGCGCCACCAUCAUCACAACCUUCUCCGGUCCCGUCUCCGACGCCGUCGGACGCCGCCCCAUGCUCAUCGCAUCCUCCCUCCUCUACUUCGCCGGCGGCCUCAUCAUGCUCUGGUCGCCCAACGUGCUCGUUCUCCUCCUCGCGCGCCUCGUCGACGGCUUCGGCGUCGGCCUCGCCGUCACGCUCGUACCCGUCUACAUCUCCGAGACCGCCCCGCCCGAGAUCCGCGGCCUGCUCAACACGCUGCCGCAGUUCACCGGAUCCUUCGGCAUGUUCUUCUCCUACUGCAUGAUCUUCUACAUGACGCUCGGCCCGCAGCCCAGGUGGCGCUUCAUGCUCGGCGUCCUCUCCAUCCCCUCCCUCGCCUACCUCGCCCUCACCGUCCUCUACCUCCCGGAGUCGCCGCGCUGGCUCGUCAGCAAGGGCCGCAUGAAGGAGGCCAGGGCCAUCCUGCAGAUGCUGCGCGGGCGCGACGACGUCUCCGGCGAGAUGGCGCUCCUCGUCGAGGGCCUGGGCAGCGGCGGCGACACGGUCAUCGAGGAGUACGUGCUGGGCCCAGCUUCCGCCGCGGCCGAGGCGGACGCGGAGCACGACACCAGGGACCAGGUCACCCUCUACGGCCCGGAGCAGGGCCUCUCGUGGGUGGCGCAGCAGGUGCAGGGCGCGCGCAGCAGCGUGCUCGGCAGCGCCGUCGAGCUCGCCUCCCGGCAGGGCAGCAUGUACGAGCAGAUGAAGGACCCCGUCGUCACGCUGCUGGGGAGCGUCCACGAGAAGAUGCCCGAGGCCGGCGGCAGCAGCGUGCGGGGCAGCACGCUCUUCCCCAACCUCGGCAGCAUGCUCAGCGUGGCGGAGCGGCCCGGCGACUGGGACGAGGAGAACGUGCCGCCCAACGACGACCUGGACGAGGAGGACGAGGAGGAGUACCUGUCGGACGAGGAGGGCGGUGGCGCGGGCGCCCUUCAGGCGCCGCUGCUGUCGAGGCAGAGCACCGACGUGGAGACGAAGAAGCAGCAGCAGCGGCAGGCUGCUGCUGAGGGCUCGACGAGCGGCAGCAGCGCCAUGCAGCGCUACAGCAGCGUGACGGGCGGCGGGGAGACGGCGAGCACCAUGGGCAUCGGUGGCGGGUGGCAGCUGGCGUGGAAGUGGACGGAGAAGGUGGGUCCCGACGGCGUGAAGCGCGGCGGCGUGAAGAGGAUGUACCUGCACGAGGACGGCGGCGGCGGCGGCGGCGGCGGGGAGUCGGGGCCCGGGGAGUACGUGCACGCGGCGGCGCUGGUGAGCCGGUCCAUGCUCUACACCAAGGACGUGAUGAUCGGGCAGAGCCCGACCCCGGCCUUCGAGAACCCGCCGGAGACGGUGGCGAGCAAGGCGGCGGCGGCGGGCCCCCGGUGGCGCGAGCUGCUGGAGCCGGGAGUGCGGCGCGCGCUCUUCUGCGGCGUCAUGAUCCAGAUCCUGCAGCAGUUCUCCGGCAUCAAUGGCGUGCUGUACUACACGCCCCAGAUCCUUGACCAGGCCGGCGUGAGCGUCCUCCUUGCGAGCCUUGGCCUGAGCGCCGACUCCACCUCCAUCCUCAUCAGCGGCCUGACGACGCUGCUGAUGCUCCCCAGCAUCGGCCUGGCCAUGCGCCUCAUGGACGUCUCCGGCCGCCGCACCCUGCUGCUCUGGACCAUCCCCGUGCUCAUCGCCUCGCUCGUCGUGCUCAUCGUCGCCAACGUGGUGCCCAUGGCCACCACCGUGCACGCCGCGCUCUCCACCGGCAGCGUCAUCGUCUAUUUCUGUUGCUUCGUCAUGGGCUUCGGCCCCAUCCCCAACAUCCUGUGCGCCGAGAUCUUCCCCACCCGCGUCAGGGGGCUCUGCAUCGCCAUCUGCUCCCUCACCUUCUGGCUCGGGGACAUCGCCGUCACCUACUCGCUGCCCGUCAUGCUCAGCUCCGUCGGGCUCGCCGGGGUCUUCGGCUUCUACGCCGUCGUCUGCUGCCUCGCGCUCAUCUUCGUCUAUAUCAAGGUGCCAGAGACCAAGGGAUUCCCGCUCGAGGUCAUCAUCGAGUUCUUCAACAUCGGAGCAAAGGCAACGGCCGAACAGGAACAGCAGCCGCAGCUAGGAUAA
Molecule: messenger RNA, 2268 nt
Organism: Panicum hallii
Lineage: Eukaryota; Viridiplantae; Streptophyta; Magnoliopsida; Poales; Poaceae
Product: monosaccharide-sensing protein 2-like
Exons: 2
Coding region: 1-2268 (755 amino acids)
Biological process (GO): transmembrane transport
Cellular component (GO): membrane
Molecular function (GO): myo-inositol:proton symporter activity
Source: RefSeq, a predicted model, not a curated record